AUCGUUAUUCAUGAAGCGUGUUCGCGCGACUUUGGUGACCGUUUAAAAUAUGUACCAAGACCAUCAAGUAAACCAGUCUCGUUAGCACGUGAAUCGGAUUAACGGUAACAAAUUCACGAUAAACACACGAAAAAAAAAACUUAUUUUUUAUUAUCAACACAUUAACGUAUCAGUUAUAGCGUAAUAUUUUCAAGUGUAAUGUACUUUUCGGACGAUUAUAAAGAAUUAUCUGGGGCAAGUAUUUUCCCAGUGAUUUGUUAAAAGUCAGUCAUUUUAAUCGCGUACCAUCGAAUACCUAUACACGAGAUUGAUUCAGUUUUCGCGAAUUGAUCGACCGCGACAGUGUGAUCAAAGUGUGGCUGCGAUCGUAGUUUUUUUUCUCGUCGAUGGUAAAUUUACGUUUUUUAUGGCAGUGAUAUGUUUGAAAAAUUGUAAUUCGUUCAGUUUACGAUAAACGGAAUCCUGAGUGUUUGAGAAGUGACGACUGAUGAGCAUGGUGAAUUUUAAUUUCUAUUCGGAUACAAAUUUUACGUGCCUUUUUUUCAAAGGGCCAAGCAAAAAAGUGAUGUCAAAAUGGUUACUAUUAAUGUAUACGGGAUGUUUAGUCAUCAUCGCCGUAAGCACGUCCCCAAUUCUUAACGAAAGUGAAUCCAAACCCACCGAAGAAUUAGCAGCCCGCCAACAAACCAACGAAGUAGCCCCAGCGGCCGCUCCGGCACCUGCGGUCCCAGCCGCACCGGCAGCUCCGGCCAGUCCACCUGCCAGCAGCACCGAUGACGAUGACGACGACGAUGACGACGAUGACGACGAUUUAGAUCUCACCGAUGACGACGAUGACGAUGACGAAGAAGAAGGUGAAGCUGCCAGUGACGAUGACGAAGAUGAAGAUGACGAUUAUGAUUUCGAAAGGAUAUUAGACGACAUCCUCGGAGAUGACGAAGAAGACGACGACGACGAAGAAGAAGAAGAACCAGCCGCCUCAGCUUCUCCUCAAGCAACGGUUGUGGCAUCGACUGCAGCUCCAUUACCACCCCAAGGCUUAGCGGCUGCUCCCGAAGAAGCACUAGAAGCCGAAGAAGGUAACGAACCAGAUGACCAAGUAGCCGAAGAAAACAAUCCACACACGGUGACCUUACUGACCAGCGGCCAACCCGACGAAGUCGACGAGACCCAAGAGCAAAUUCUAAAUACCAAUGACUUAGGUGCAUCGGCUGGUGGUGCUGGUGAAGCCUCCACUACUGCUGCUACGGCCAGUGCGAGCACUGAAGAUGACGAUGAUGAAGAUGACGAAGAGGAUGAGGACGAAGACGAUGUUUUGGGAGAUGACGACGAUGACGAUGAUGACGAAGAAGAGGAUGAUGAAGAAGCUAGGCAAUCGCGUGCUUUACCCGGUGCUCCUGUAACCGUACCAUCCGAUUACAUCAAAAAAUACAACCGAUACAUCGAUUCGAUUUUUGGAAGAAUUAACAAAGUAUUGAAGAAGAACUAUGACCCAGUCAACGUACGUUUACAGACUGCUCCAGAACAUAAGAAAAAACCAGUAGCUGCCAAAACACCAACAGCUGUCAGAAGGAAGCCCACUACGAAACCUUCGACCAGAAUCAACGAAAAUAACACCACGAAAGAUGCUCUGACUAAGCUCUUCGAAUCGUCUGAAGAAGAUGACGAAUACGAUCCAAAACGUUCGGCGAGAAGUCACCGUAGAAGUAGACUAUUGAGGAAAAAAAGUCAACAAACUAAAGCCACGAGUCCAAACAAAGGCCAACCUAAGAAACCAGUUCGAGCUAAAGCCACAUUAUUCGGACUGUCCUCUCUGAGAAGAGAUGGCGAUGUUAUUGUAAAUGUAAUGAAUACUCACACCACUGUCAGAUCCAAGUUUUUAGUAGGCCCAUUAACGUUGAAAGUAGAAAAAGAGUUCGGAAGAGGAGCUAAAAAAGAAUUGAGAAGUGCCACAGCCACUACUGCUGAAAUGUUCGGUAAAUUGAAUUUGAAAGUAGUUCACGGUGGCGAUGCUUCUUUGAAUUCCAUUAAAGUCAUGCAACCAAAACAAAUGAGAAUCCAGACCGCCAACGAUAACGACAAGACGACCGAAUUCUUAUGGAAGAGAUCGGCCAAUUUAGCUCAUCUAGUGUCUCAAAAACUCACAAAUGCUGCCAGAUCUUUACUCGCUGGUGUUAAACCAGUCGAAGUAGCUGCUCAAAAUCAAACUUCUACGCAUUAAGUGAUUUUUUUUUUCAACAGAAAAAUAGUCGUACUAUUUAUUGCGAAAUUAUCGUUCGAGAUGAACGACACGAAACUAUUACGCAAUAAUUACUACAACUAAUUUUCUCAGCAAGCAUUCGUGGUAUUGAUCGGUACAUUUUCCGGUAUUGGAAUAUUGUACGAUCUGUAAACGUUGACUUUCAUAGAUAAGAGAUUUUUUUAAUAAUUAUUUAUUUUUUUGUACAGGUUUUUUUGUAAUGAUGUUAUAUAACUUUUAAGGUUUUUUGUUAUAAUCAACGAUUAAAAAUGCAUUUUAAUUUU
Messenger RNA from Planococcus citri (citrus mealybug), 2523 nucleotides. Its product is annotated as germ cell nuclear acidic protein-like. The record is from RefSeq and is a predicted model, not a curated record. Bases 488 to 2221 code for a protein of 577 amino acids. The transcript has 8 exons. Lineage: Eukaryota; Metazoa; Arthropoda; Insecta; Hemiptera; Pseudococcidae.